This is a messenger RNA of Paramuricea clavata, 1011 nucleotides long. Lineage: Eukaryota; Metazoa; Cnidaria; Anthozoa; Malacalcyonacea; Plexauridae. The record is from the annotation of a GenBank genome assembly.
AUGUACGUGAAGAAGAAAUUUGAAGGAAAGUGUUUUAAGUGUGACAAGAAAGGACAUAAAAGUUCCGAUUGCUGGAUGAAAGCUGAAAUAUGGUGCAACAAGUGCAAGAGCAAGACACACAAUAUCAAGGAUUGCAGAGCAAGAAGAGACGGUGUAAAGAUGGCCGCUGAAACCGGCGAAGAGAACGCUAAAAUACAUUCAUUUGCAUUUACACUUAAGGAAAAUAAUUCUAAUGGAGGUAAGACCUCAAAUCUACUAGUAGAUACAGGGGCAACAAGUCAUAUAAUUAAUGAUAAAUCUAAAUUUGUAAAUUGUGAUGAGAAUUUCGACCCAAGUAAUCAUGUAAUAGAGUUAGCUGACGGAAGUAAAGCUAAUGUUGUUUUAGGUAAAGGUAACGCUAAAGUUAAAUUGUACGAUAUUAAUGGUAAUUUACAAGAUGUAAUGCUUAGUAACGCGCUGUAUAUUCCGUCUUAUCAGCAAAAUAUUUUCUCCGUUCCUGCUGCAAUAGAGAAGGGGGCUGCUGUUAGCUUAGAUAGGCAAGUUAGAGAGUACAGGGACCCCGAGGGAACAGUGUUUGGUAUCGAACAGGUAGGUAAAUUAUAUUACUUAAAUAGUAUAUCAUCUUCUCAAAAUAACGCAUCGUCCCUAAUGGAAUGGCACAAGAUAUUAGGGCAUUGUAAUUAUAAUGAUGUGCGCAAACUUGAGAGCGUGGUUAAAGGUAUGAAGAUAUUAUAGUAGAUGACAAAAAAAUCCUUUGUGAGGUAUGUACACAGGGUAAAAUGUGCCAACAUCGAAGUCGAGAGCCAAAUCAAAGGGCAAAAAAGUCCUCUUGAGUUCGUACACUGUGAUUUAGCUGGUCCAAUUGAGCCAGCAGCGAAGGAUGGUUUUAAAUAUGCCUUACCUUUUGUCGAUGAUUUCACUGGUACUAACUUAAUAUAUUUUCUUAAACAGAAGAGCGACACAGUGGAAGCUACUGAAAUGUUUUUGGCUGAUAUUGCACCCUUUGGAAAG